Messenger RNA from Mus pahari (shrew mouse), 2445 nucleotides. RefSeq names its product KAT8 regulatory NSL complex subunit 2 (gene Kansl2). The transcript is spliced from 10 exons. Gene Ontology annotation, cellular component: NSL complex. The record is from RefSeq and is a predicted model, not a curated record. Lineage: Eukaryota; Metazoa; Chordata; Mammalia; Rodentia; Muridae. The coding region runs from base 360 to 1826 and encodes 488 amino acids.
GCGCAGCGCGGCGGGGGAGGUAAGAUGGCGCCGCGCCGGGCGCUUCGCCUUUGCAGUUAGGCUGCUGCUCGCCCUUUCUGUCAGCCCAGCGCGGUACGUCGUCUCCUGCAGCGUCGGAGUCUCUCUGGUUGCUGGGCUUUCGGGGAGCCAGGGUCUCCGGUGCCGGGGAGCCGUAGGACAAGAUGGCGCUUGCAGGACGACGGCCAAGGCGCUCGUGGGAGCGCUGAGGCGGCCGGGGACAAAGGCGGCGUGCCGGGGCGUGGGGGCGGGGCGCGCCGCGCCGUUGCAGUGGUGCCGCGUGGGACAGGCGCCGCGCUUCCGGUCUGCUGCUGUGGAGAGUCGGCCAACGUGGUUUUGGUAUGAACAGGAUUCGGAUUCACGUCUUGCCAACGAAUCGGGGGAGGAUCACCCCAGUGCCCAGGUCGCAGGAGCCCCUUUCCUGUUCGUUCACUCACCGCCCGUGCUCCCAGCCGCGCCUGGAGGGGCAGGAGUUCUGCAUUAAGCACAUCCUCGAAGACAAGAAUGCACCCUUCAAACAGUGUAGUUACAUCUCGACGAAGAAUGGAAAAAGGUGCCCCAGUGCUGCCCCAAAGCCCGAGAAGAAAGAUGGGGUGUCUUUCUGUGCCGAACACGCUCGAAGAAAUGCCCUAGCACUUCAUGCUCAGAUGAAGAAGAGCAACCCAGGCCCUAUGGGUGAAACCCUCUUGUGCCAGUUGAGCUCAUAUGCUAAAACAGAGCUGGGCUCGCAGACCCCAGAGAGCAGCCGCAGUGAAGCCAGCCGGAUACUGGAUGAAGACAGCUGGAGUGAUGGGGACCAGGAACCCAUUACUGUGGAUCAGACAUGGAGAGGUGACCCUGACAGUGAAGCUGAUAGCAUAGACAGUGAUCAAGAAGAUCCCCUGAAACAUGCUGGUGUCUAUACAGCUGAAGAAGUGGCUCUUAUUAUGAGAGAAAAGCUAAUUCGUUUGCAGUCUUUGUACAUUGAUCAGUUUAAAAGACUACAGCACCUGCUCAAAGAGAAGAAGCGCCGUUAUUUACAUAAUCGGAAAGUGGAACACGAAGCUUUAGGUAGUAGUCUCCUGACUGGCCCUGAGGGACUUUUGGCCAAAGAGAGAGAGAAUUUAAAGCGACUAAAAUGUCUUAGGCGAUACCGUCAACGGUAUGGAGUGGAAGCCUUACUACACAGGCAGCUGAAGGAACGCAGAAUGCUGGCCACCGAUGGGGCCGCUCAACAGGCUCACACCACUCGUUCCAGUCAGAGGUGCUUAGCCUUUGUGGAUGAUGUGCGCUGCUCCAAUCAGUCUCUCCCGAUGACCAGACACUGCCUUACCCAUAUCUGUCAGGAUACAAAUCAGGUUCUCUUCAAGUGCUGCCAGGGAUCUGAAGAGGUCCCCUGCAACAAACCUGUUCCCGUAAGCCUUUCUGAGGAUCCCUGCUGCCCUCUGCAUUUCCAGUUGCCUCCUCAGAUGUAUAAGCCCGAGCAGGUACUGUCUGUGCCAGACGAUCUGGAAGCCGGCCCCAUGGAUCUGUACUUGAGUGCUGCCGAGCUUCAGCCCACUGAGAGUUUACCACUGGAGUUGAGUGAUGACUUGGAUGUUGUGGGUGAUGGUAUGCCGUGCCCUCCGUCACCGUUGCUCUUUGAUCCUUCACUAACUCUUGAAGAUCAUUCAGUCACAGAAAGUGCCAGAGGCCCAGGACAGAUGCAGGGAGCUGGGGAUGGGUGCAGAUCCCAGGGACCUCGGAGUGUAGAGAAAGCCUGUGCAGCAUUCCCUCAGCGUGGAUUGGCUACUGCGAAUGGAAAACCAGAACCCACCUCUAUCAGUUGACAGUUCUUUCUGGGAAUUGUUUGCCUUUGGAUUUGAACUGUCCAUUCUUCAGACAAGUGCAUCUCUGAUCAUCUCUCCCUGAACAGGGACAACUCAGACCACGUUGUUUCCUUCGGGGCUUUAGAGCGCUAUAGACAAACAUCAGCCAAGUUUGUGCGGAAUGAAUAUUUAGUAUUUAAGUUUUGGUUUUUUUUUUUUGUUUGUUUUGUUUUGUUUUUCCCCAAGGAAGAGUGUGAGGUGAUCCCUGCCUUUGGGAUGCAAUGCAUAUUGGAGACUGCCUGCGAGAGAGACAUUCUGUAAUGGGACUCCUAAGCCAUGGACAGAAACCCACAUGGAUGUCCAGGCGGCAGUGCUGGGGAUGGUCCUCUGCAGGAGUUGGCUUAGUGUCUGGCUAGCUGUAUCUAAAGGCCUGUAUGUAAGCCUUCCCUCUGCUCCACGUAAUUGGGCAAUACAAACCCCUUUUCCUAGUGAACUGUGACUGAGAAAAGCAGCUCACAGGUCUGGGCUCUCCUUAGUUAUUCUUGCUUUUAACUUAUGUAAGUUCCUGUGGUGACUCCUCCAUGUAAGAUGUAGUGAAAUUACUGUAUAUAGUUUCUAUUAAAUGUUAAAAUGCUAUGAA